This is a messenger RNA of Clunio marinus, 186 nucleotides long. Lineage: Eukaryota; Metazoa; Arthropoda; Insecta; Diptera; Chironomidae. The record is from the annotation of a GenBank genome assembly.
AUGAAUGAUGAUGCAAAACCAACACACAUCGAGAAAGAUUUUAAGGAAAGCAAAACAAUGUUUCAACAGAUUGAAUUUCUAGCAUUUACUUUUAAAUUGCUUGAAGCAUCUCACUUGAUCUUCCAAAGGUUGCUGCACUUAUCUGCACAUUUUCUCAAAAUCCAGCAACAAAUUUGUAAUCAUUAA